AUGGACGCCUUGUCCGCCAUCGAACACAUGGUCCGCGACCUCAAAGUCGACCGGGACACCUGGCAGGCCGUCGCCCUCCAGUACAAAGAAGCCUUUGAGGCCCAGACAGCCCGUCUACAGGAGCUCCAGGACAUCUGCUUCGCCACCCAAGCAGAGCUGGAGAACGAGCGAGCCCAAAACCAGAACGCGAGCUCCCUCGACGGCUUCGAGCAGCGCUUUGGUACGGCCACUGUUUAUUCUCCGAGCAGCGUGGGUGCACAUGCUUCGCCAAGGCCUCCCGGCAGUUCCCCCAGCCUAUUCUUCCAGAGGGUGAACGAGUGUGCUGCCCAGCGAAACUACGGUUGUGCUCUCGCCGAAGUCGAGCGACUUUUGCGCGGCCCCCUGAGCGCCAAAGCCCGCGCCGAGGGCCUCUUGCUGAAGAGCACCAUCCUAAGAGCAUCAGGCCCCGACGAGCUAUUCGACGCACUUGCCGCGUGCAGCGAAGCUAUAGAGCUAUGCAGCCGUCUUUCGGAUCUGGAGAACUUGUUGCCUCGAAUACAAUACCAGCGCGGCCUUCUUUACUACGAGCUUCGUGUGCUUCACCAAGUCCAUGGCGCUUCGAGCCAAGUCAGUGAUGACGGCCUGUUCUCCUCCCAACACGACGAGUUUCGCAGGUCUUGCGACAACGAGCUGGAUCUGCUGCGCUGUGCCAAGCGUCGGUCGGGCUUUGAUGAGAGCCGUACUAUGGAGGGCCUGCUCGCCCAUCUCGAGGAGAAGGCCACGGACAGCAAACGCCGACGCACGAGUACACAACUCAGACAGCGCGCUGCCGCCAAGGCCAGAAGAAUGUCGUUGCCAUACAAGUGGAUGAAGUCGAAGAGCGAGGGAUAUCACCGCGACGGGUAA
Messenger RNA from Exserohilum turcica Et28A, 885 nucleotides. RefSeq lists its product as uncharacterized. Bases 1 to 885 code for a protein of 294 amino acids. NCBI's taxonomy places the organism in Eukaryota, Fungi, Ascomycota, Dothideomycetes, Pleosporales, Pleosporaceae. The transcript is spliced from 2 exons. The record is from RefSeq and is a predicted model, not a curated record.